This is a messenger RNA of Mercenaria mercenaria, 2945 nucleotides long. RefSeq lists its product as uncharacterized. The transcript is spliced from 3 exons. The record is from RefSeq and is a predicted model, not a curated record. NCBI's taxonomy places the organism in Eukaryota, Metazoa, Mollusca, Bivalvia, Venerida, Veneridae. Bases 120 to 917 code for a protein of 265 amino acids.
UGAACGUUUGUUUACCAUAUUAUUGUAAAGUCGAAUGUACAUUUCAACAUUAAAUAAAAGGAAUUAUUAUCACACGACAGAAAGUUGGAGACUAGGAAUGGAAAUAUAUAGAACAAGCUAUGGCGUCUAAAUAUGCAGAUGAUUCAGAUACGAAUGGAGUACGCACAACGGAUAUUGAAAAUUUCUUAAGAGUUAUUGAGGGGAAUGAUCAGGAGACGGCCUUGCAAUUACUAUAUGAGAGUUGUGGGUGGUCGCCGGCAUCUCAUUGGCAGAAGCCCAUCACUGAAUAUGGUGACAGUCAUCCAGUAUGGAAGGAUUUUGUCGCUCUGUCAAUGAAAAACAUUGGACAAUUCGAGAUAGAUGAUGAAUCAUUUGAACGUGCAGGACGCUACACAAACGCUGUUCUAGCAUUAAUGUUCAAAGCAAUGACAGAAAAUGCAUCAAGAUAUACAGGUCUCGUCCUUGAAGGUUAUAGUUACCAGGGCAGCUCAAGAGAUGGUCUGAAAGUCAUUUCACCUAAUGAAUUCGAUACAAUGCUGACAUUUCAUAUUGAAAGUUUGGGCUGUGUGGAAAAUAAGAUAGAAAAAGAUGGAAAAGAGGUUGCAGGAUUUUGUUAUAUUAGAGCUGCUGAAGCGUUUACUAUGGAGCAACUAGAAGAGAAAUAUCCGGAAUUAUACAGAUGUGGAAUCUUUGAGAUGAAAGCAGGCAGCGUGUUUAUAUCUUCUCGUAAACUUCAUCAAUGCAUUUUUGAAUCAAUUGUUGACAAGUCCAUCGAAGACAUUGUGAAUAUUGCAAAAGCUCCACAUCUGCAUGGAAAUAAUUUGCCAACAAUCAAGUGCAAAAUGAACCCACCAUCUAUCAAUAUUGUUGUAGAAAUAUCAGACAGAGAUGAUGAUUUGUAUCCAAAUAAAAUAUAGACAUAGUCGCUGCCUUAUUGCUUCACAAAGAAUAUGAAAGAAGUAAUGAAGAUCAGUCAAUACCAUUUCCAGUAUAUGCCCUGUGUAAAUGGAGCGAAAGCGAAAGCAGCAAAGCAUUUGAUUUCGCGGAUUCGGAAAGUAUUUGGCAUAUUUCAAGAGUAUCGUAUCAGAACUACAUCUUUGAUGUCGCACGUCAGGACCAAAGACAACGCUGUGUAAUGAUGGCCAUUCGACUUCUAAAAACCUACUUCAUAAAAUCAAAAGGAAACAAUGAAGACACACCGCAAGUUGUAUCGCUCCUGAAGUCCUACCACAUCAAACAAAUUGGUUUAUACGUACUGCUUUACUUGUGUUACAAAAAACCGGACAUUGUUCUGCAUGGCACAGAAGACACCGUUCGAUAUAUAUUCAUGUUCAUGGGCACAGCACUGACAGAGAAACAACUGCCUCAUUUCUUCCAUUCGCACUCAGAGAUAAAGUUCAUCUUUCCAAAUUACCCUAAAAAUCCUUCGGCCCUGAGCUACGAUUUGUUUCAUGACAUUGAUGCUGAUGCCUUCCGCCAAGCACAUACAUCCUGGAUUUUUAAGGUAGCAGCUGACUUUCUUUUCGAGCCUGGCAUAACUGAUCGGGACUCUUUGAUCCAGACAAAGUCUUUUGAAGCGAGUCUGUCAGCAGAUAAAUGUUUUUAAAUGAUAAACACCAGUGAUAAUAGGACCAUAGCAGUAUUCGUAUACAUGUGUACAUGAUUACCAUAUGCACAAAAUACAUGGACAAAGUACUACAUUUAAAAAAGAUUAGAGUGGAAUUAGAAUAGAAUGGAAAAGAAUAGAAUAAUGUUUCUUUCCAAUAAAGGGACCUUUAAAAUAAUAAAAUACAUGCGUUAUCAUAAAAAUAAAAAACAUAUCACCAAUCAACAGUUAAUUAAUAUAGUAAAAUAAUGUAUUAAAACAACAAUCAGUUGAUUUGAUAUGUGUCUAUGUCAUCCUUAGCCGUGUUUAUCUUCUUCGUCUUCUUUUAAAUCAUUGAUUAAUGACGAAUAAAACUUUAGAUUGUUUCAUUCUAUACCUUAUAAUUGGUUGAAUAUUAAAUUUCACAAUAUCCUCUUCUAUGUUUAAGGUAAGUGUCUCUGGUAGAUGUUUGGAAAUAAUAUUGAUACAGUUACGCUCUAUUCUUUUAAGUAACGAUCUUGAUCUUUUUAUUGUUAAAUUUGGAGCUUUUAUGGUAGUUCCAACGUUUUGAUGAAACCUCGUUUUUAACUUAUUACAUGUAUAAUGUUUUGACUUUAGACCCCAAAACGCAAACUGAUAAAUUGUUUUCAUAAUGCGUUUUUUAAAGUUUUAAAUAUAUCCGCAGAUGGCUUUAUACUUUACAAGUGUCACCAGUAAUUUCUACCUGGUCUAUGAUAGUUACUUUCUCGACGACCACUCCGCUAACUUUUUGAAGCUGAUCUAUUUCAUCGAUAACAUCUACUGCUUGCCUUACUGACAUCUUAAUGUUCUUGCUCAAAAGCAAUAUGCCAAGUCUUGACAGAUACAGUGCGUCUGUUUUUAAAAUGCCUCCUAAUGUGUUACCUUUCUGAACUAAAUUGGAAUUACCACCCAUUUGUAAAUUCUUAUAAUUAUCAUUUGCAAUAUACUUCUUUAAGCUCUUAUUUGUUAGUUAAUUCGUAGUUGAUCCUUGGCAAUCCUAGUGAAAAUAACAACUUUCGUACCAUCUGUGUGCGAUAUUGCAAUAUUUGAUAGUUUUAUAAUUUUAUCAACACAUUCCAUCUCAUUUUUUUGGUCAGUUUUGAUACAUAUGACAUGAAAUAUGUAAGCAUUUCUAUUUGCUGGUGAUAUAGACAGGCGUUUCUUUGCAUCUACUCUAUUUUUGAUGAAACUUUUACUUAUAUAUACUUUAUAUACUUUAACUUUGAUGUACCUAUAGUUUCCACUUCCUGUUCUUUAUUCUUAAGUUGUUAACAUUACUAGUCUUUUUCGUGUCACGAGUUUCAAUAUUUCUUGUGUUAUGUGUUAUUGUUUCUUCCUG